Humulus lupulus (European hop) is the source of this 3155-nucleotide messenger RNA. Its product is annotated as receptor-like serine/threonine-protein kinase ALE2. The transcript has 9 exons. The coding region runs from base 520 to 2856 and encodes 778 amino acids. Gene Ontology annotation, molecular function: protein kinase activity; ATP binding. NCBI's taxonomy places the organism in Eukaryota, Viridiplantae, Streptophyta, Magnoliopsida, Rosales, Cannabaceae. Gene Ontology annotation, biological process: protein phosphorylation. The record is from RefSeq and is a predicted model, not a curated record.
CACCAGCAGCAUUAAAGUCUUCCCUCUCCCCACUCUUUCUCUCUCUACUUUCUCUCUCCUACCGUAUCACUACCUCUACUACCCUUUCUCUCCCUCCCUCCAAGAUCUCUCUUUUCUGCUCCAGCUCUCUCUCUCUAGAACUAGCUCACGUUUUCUCUCUCUCUACCAUACAAGCAUUCGAGUAUGUCUCGGCUUUGUUAGAUCUUCAACCGCAUUUUAUGGAUCUGCAACCCGACCUACCCGCAUUGCUGUCUUCUUCUUCACACCCUCUCUCCUAGGGUUUUUCUUCUUCUUUUGGGUUUAACAAGCUCUCUUCACUUGUUGUGGUAGUAGUAGUAGUAGUAGGUAGCUAUGCAAUCUGUAGCGGCGGUUCCUGGGAAACUGGAAGGGGGAGCUUGCCGUCGGCCAUUGCUUGACCGGAAACCUAGAAAUCUCUGGCUGCUCUCUGCCGACGCCGUCGAGCUCCAGCUCGGUGCUGUUUGACAAUGGUUUGCGUCAAUUUGGGUUUUGUCGGAGAAAAUGCGAACUUUAAUUCUGCCUCUCUGUCUUAUUUUUCUUCCUCAUCUUCUUGUUCUGCUUCCUCCUUGCUCAGGGCAUUCGUUACUGCACCUAUACCUGUCUCCCGCUCAAUUUACGCACCGACUAUUAUCUACAAGAGACUUCUCAGUUGACCAUGCGAGGUCGAUUUUGAUGAGUUUGUCUUUUGGGUCAUCAAAGUUCUCCCAGACAAAGUUGCUUAAACCCUCUUUGGCCCCUUCACCUGCACCUUCUCCAAUUUAUCAAGGUCCUACUGGUUCUCUCUCUCCCAGGCACGGUCAUCAUCGACAUCGUCAUCAUGCAAGGCCCCAUGCUGUUGCUCCAGCUCCAGCAAAAGACCAAGCAGGCUGUGGUCAAAUCUGUGUGGAGCCACUUACUGCCACUCCCUUUGGUUCGCCUUGUGGUUGUGUGUUUCCAAUGAAAGUCAGACUUCUACUAGAUGUUGCUCCCUUUGCUGUUUUUCCUGUAAUGAAUGAGCUAGAGAUUGAGGUUGCUGCUGGCACAUACUUGGAGCAAAGUCAAGUGAAAAUAAUGGGUGCUAGUGCUGAUAGCCAAAAUCAAGGAAGGACAGUAGUGGACAUUAACUUAGUUCCACUGGGAGAGAAGUUUGAUAAUACAACAGCAAUACUAACGUAUCAGCGAUUUCGACAUAAAAAAGUGCCUUUGAAUGUGACUCUUUUUGGUAAUUACGAUGUUGUAUUCAUUAGUUAUCCAGGGAUUCCUUCCUCACCACCAUAUGGAGGUUUCACGGGUAGUGGUCCAACUGGAAGUGCUGGAAAUCUACCUAUUACUGCCAAUUUUGGGAACAAGAACCAGAAAAUGAAUGUUCGAACCAUUGCCAUUAUAGCUCUGUCUGGAUUUGUACUCCUAAUGGUUCUACUUGGAGCAAUCUCUGUAUUUAUUAAAUGGAGAAAAGUUAGAAAACCUUCAAAUGCUGUUGGCCCUGCUUUUACGUCGUCCAUCCAUAAAAGAUCUGGUAUAGGGUCAAUUUUGUCAAGUAGUAUUGCAAGCUCCACUUCUGUGUCCCUGAUGUCAAAUAUGGCGCCCAGUAUCCUCUCUGUUAGAACAUUUUCACUUUCUGAGCUCGAGAAAGCAACAGAGAAGUUCAGUUCAAAAAGAAUUUUAGGAGAAGGAGGAUUUGGACGUGUUUACAGUGGGCUUAUGGAGGAUGGAACUGAAGCUGCAGUAAAGUUGCUUACGAGGGAUAACCAAAAUGGUGAUCGUGAAUUUAUUGCGGAAGUUGAGAUGCUAAGCCGACUGCAUCACCGUAACCUUGUCAAACUUGUUGGCAUAUGCAUUGAAGGGCGAAGACGUUGCUUGGUCUAUGAACUUGUUCCCAAUGGCAGUGUUGAGUCCCACUUGCAUGGUGUUGACAAGACAAAGGGGCCUCUUGACUGGGAUGCAAGGAUGAAGAUUGCCCUUGGUGCAGCAAGAGGAUUAGCCUAUCUUCAUGAAGACUCAAAUCCUCGAGUUAUUCACCGAGAUUUCAAGGCUAGCAAUGUUUUAUUGGAAGAUGACUUCACCCCCAAAGUUUCAGAUUUUGGGUUGGCAAGGGAAGCAACAGAAGGAAGUCAGCAUAUUUCUACUCGAGUUAUGGGAACUUUUGGGUAUGUCGCACCAGAAUAUGCAAUGACGGGUCACCUACUUGUCAAGAGUGAUGUUUAUAGUUAUGGAGUUGUGCUUCUGGAACUUCUCUCAGGACGGAAACCUGUGGACAUGUCCCAACCUCAGGGAGAGGAGAAUUUAGUAACUUGGGCACGACCUCUACUGACUAACAGGGAAGGUUUGGAACAGUUGGUGGAUUCUGCUUUAGUUGGAUGCUGUGACUUUGAUGACAUAGCUAAAGUGGCAGCCAUUGCCUCCAUGUGUGUUCACCCUGAGGUGACUCACAGACCAUUUAUGGGUGAAGUUGUGCAGGCUUUAAAGUUGAUAUACAAUGACACUGAUGAGACUUGCGGGGACUGCUGUAGUCAAAAGGAGUCUUCUGCUCCAGACUCGGACUUCAAAGGCGAUCUUGCAGUUUCCGAUAGUAGCUGGUGGAAUGCCGGAGGGAUCAGCCCCCGAUUAACUUAUGGGCAGGCUUCUUCCUUCAUAACAAUGGAGUACAGCUCUGGGCAACUUGAUGAAAUGGAUAACAGGCCAUUUUCGACUUCGAGUUUGAUGGGUGACGAAACAUCUCUGCCAAUCAGACAUGGGAACAGGUCAGGGCCCUUGAGAACAAUUCGGAGCAAGCCAGCUUUCUAUAGACUAACAGGAAGUAGGAGUGAGCAUGGUGCCUUCCUUCCAAAACGUGAUUGGAAUGAUGGUUAUUGGGUAUGAGCAUUUGAGGUUUCUUUGUUUUUAUUUUUGAAAAAUGUACAGUUCCAGAAGGACCCUGGCUUUAUCAGUCAUAAGCCAUUGGUGUAGUUUAGGAGUUUGGAAUUUCCUUGGUUCCCCCUUGUUUGGAGAAAAUGUGAGACAAAAAAAAGUUAAAAGAGAGAACCUUGGCUUCUAAUUUUGGAAUUCUUGAUUCAUUACCAUACGAGUUGGAGAUGUAAGUGUAAUACUCCUCUGUAUUGUAUAUCACUAAAAUUUUAUAUUCUUAUUAUUAUGGUUCAAUGCUUUAUUGGUUAUUUUGU